Molecule: messenger RNA, 1741 nt
Organism: Agrilus planipennis (emerald ash borer)
Lineage: Eukaryota; Metazoa; Arthropoda; Insecta; Coleoptera; Buprestidae
Gene: Ets97D
Product: DNA-binding protein Ets97D
Exons: 8
Coding region: 237-1538 (433 amino acids)
Biological process (GO): regulation of transcription by RNA polymerase II; cell differentiation
Cellular component (GO): nucleus
Molecular function (GO): sequence-specific DNA binding; DNA-binding transcription factor activity, RNA polymerase II-specific
Source: RefSeq, a predicted model, not a curated record
GGUUAUAUUGUUUAGAUUGUGCAUAUUGAAAUUGUUUAAAACUAGUACGCGUCUAUUAUAAAUAGUUUAUAAGAAAAAGUCGAAUUUAAAAGAUUGGUCAUUAAAAUUUCCUUUUCUGUUAAUGCUUCUUUCGGUUAGUAAUUAGUAGUGGUUGCUAUAAAAAGUACUAAUAGAGGCUACGAUGAUUUUUGAAUAAAAAGAUUACAUCUGUAAAUAAUAUUUAAAUAUCUGUAAAAAUGGAAAAUGAAGUGGAUAUUCAUUGCAUGAACACUAAUGGUGUUGAUUUACACGAGACAACUAUUUCUGGUAAUUUAGUUGAAGGUACACAACUAGAGAUGAUUAAUCAAUUCGACAACGUGGUAGAUUUUGAGGAUUCCCUCAUGCAAGAAUUAGACUCUGAUUUGAUGAGCAUUGAUACCAGUGAUGAGGGUGUUAUUAUGCAAUACAUGGAUAUAAGAGAUCCUUUGACAAAAUUGAGAAACUUGUUAGAAUCAAAAUUGAACAUUGACCUCUCAGAUUAUUCGUUUUACUUACAGGGCACUCAGUUUUUAGAAAAUGAUAGGAAUUUAGUAGAUCAGUGUGUACAAGGUGAAGGGUUGGUGCAGAUUAACUGUCAAAUUCAACCAAAUCUAAAACAAAUAGACAUAAUUGAUGUUUUAAAACCGGCAGAUGAUUAUAUCGACUUAGACGAGGAGGCUUCUAAUUCUCCGCCAGUAAAGGCCAAAGAAAUUAAAAAAAUAGAGAAAAAGCAGAAUGUUGUUCAGUGGCAGGUUGACGCACCGUUUAGAAAAGAAAUGCAAAAGUUAAAAAUUCCUUCAGACCCUGAAGAAUGGGACGUAGUUCACGUUCAGCAUUGGGUCCAGUGGGCAGUCAGGCAGUUUAACUUGACCAACAUUAAACUGUCGGACUGGUCAAUCACUGGACGGGAUUUGUUUAAAAUGACCCACGCAGAUUUUAAAACCGUGGUCACAAAAGACCCUGCCGACAUUUUCUGGACUCACUUUGAACUUCUUCGUAAAAUGAAAUUAGUCACUACUAUGAGGGUUGAAGCUGAAAUGGGCGAAACGUCUGCCGAAAAUAUUAAUAAGAGGCAACCUAAAUUAAUGAAACAGAGUAAGAUGAGCCGCAUAAUGCCUUGCUAUCCAACGGCAGUCCAUUACUUUGAUAGCCCCAAUGUGGGCAACAGGACGGGUAAUAAUGGUCAGACGCAACUCUGGCAAUUUUUGCUCGAAUUACUCACCAGUAGAGAGUACAAAAGCGUCAUACACUGGAUUGGGGAGGACGGUGAAUUUAAAUUGAGUAACCCUGAAGUUGUGGCCCAACUUUGGGGCGAAAGAAAAAACAAACCGACCAUGAAUUAUGAGAAAUUGUCUAGGGCUCUUAGGUACUACUACGACGGGGACAUGAUCUCGAAAGUCCAUGGUAAAAGGUUCGUUUAUAAGUUUGUUUGCGAUUUGAAACAGCUGCUGGGGUAUAGUGCCGUUGAAUUGGCUAAAUUGGUCAACUAUGGUAACCCCCAUCAUGAAGAUACGUCGUAGACUCGUGGGAUACAAAGUAUUUAACAUAUUUGUACCCCGUUUUGAAUUUUUGUACUGUGAUAAGACUGAAAGAUAAUUAAUAACUAAUGUUUAAAUAGUCGUAAUAGUUUUUUUCAAAGUGUAUUUUGAAGUUUUCAAAAAAACGAUAACAAAUAGUUGUUUAGAUGUAAUUUACUAUAAAUAAAUACGUCUCUUUUUCUGAA